UCAGCUGGUGCAUCUAGCGAUCGAACCAUCGAACGCGAAAGGCUGAGAAGACAGGGAAGAAUCAGAAAAAGUGAAAGAAGAAUUCAUUGCGAGAAAGAUAAGGAAAAACCGAAGAACUCGUCACCUAGGUUGUGCUUUUUCGUUUCUUAACCAGAGCCAGUUUUUCGCAAAGCUACGUUCUACGAGUUACAGUUGUCAAUGUGGAAGAAAUUUUUUCUGUAGUUUCAGUCAGUGCUAAAUAGUUGUGUGGAAGCGAACUGUUUUGCUGCGGUGGCACCGAGUGCUUUUGUUAACUACAAGAAGAAAAACUCAGACUGCAAACAGACCCGUGUCACUAAGCCGUCCUUAGUUUCCGACCAGACGUUUCUGCGUCCUGGUGAUUUCUGUUUGUUGAAUAAAUCGAAACAAAACAAGGUUCCUUGGAGCAAGAAGUUAGAUUUUUGCAAAUUUUGUCACGCAAACAUGGCGGAUCAAACAAAUCAAAAUUCGACGCAGGAACCAGUAAUAACCAGAUUUCUGCCGUUGGAUAUGAACAAUGCAAAUAUUGACCGGAAACGACCGUCCAAAAAGCUCAGCUUCCAGCAGAGUUCAGGCGUAAGUUUUCCAGUGAGAACGCCUCCGUUGUCGGACAAAACGCGAGAUCGGAUCAAAAUGCAGGCUACAGGGAAGCUUCAGAUUGCACCGAACCAGAUAUACGACUUCACAGCGGACGACCUGACAGAUGAGGGUGAAAUUGGUCGGGGAGCAUUUGGUGCUGUCAAUCGGAUGACGUUCAAUCGAACGGACACGACGAUGGCCGUCAAACGGAUCCGGUCGACGGUCGAUGAGAAGGAGCAAAAACAGCUGCUAAUGGAUCUGGAAGUGGUAAUGAAGUCGAACGACUGCAACACAAUCGUGACGUUCUAUGGGGCGCUGUUCAAGGAGGGCGACUGUUGGAUUUGCAUGGAGCUGAUGGAUACGUCACUGGACAAGUUCUACAAAUUUAUCUGUGAUAUUCAGCACGACCGAAUUCCGGAGCCGAUUCUCGGUCAGAUCACGCUAGCGACUGUGCGAGCUUUGAAUUACUUGAAGGAGGAACUGAGAAUCAUUCAUCGGGACGUUAAACCGAGCAACAUUUUGCUGAAGGCGAACGGUGAUAUCAAGUUGUGCGACUUCGGCAUCUCUGGACAGCUGGUGGACUCAAUUGCGCGAACCAAGGACGCUGGUUGUCGGCCAUACAUGGCGCCUGAGCGGAUCGAUCCACAGCGCGCCAAAGGGUACGAUGUACGCAGUGACGUCUGGUCACUUGGAAUUACGCUGAUGGAGGUGGGCACUGGAAAGUUUCCUUAUCCUAAAUGGGGCUCCGUGUUCGAGCAACUGUCACAGGUUGUCGAAGGAGAUCCCCCUAGACUGUCACCGUCGUACAAUGGCAUGGAGUUUUCUUUAGACUUUGUAAAUUUUGUAAAUACUUGCUUAAUCAAAGACGAAAAGGACCGGCCGAAGUACAGUAAACUGCUGCAGCACACGUUCAUUCAGCGGGCCCAACAGAUCCACACAGAUGUAGCGGCAUACGUGAGUCAGAUUCUAGAGUCGAUGGCCAACAAUGGUAUCACCCCGUUCACUACGAAUCUACCGGCGGAGCGUUGGAAUGAAAGCUUCAACUAGAACACGAACUCGCCGCAAUACGCUUCCGUACGUAUUGUUUCACUUCAGUGUAAGAUUCGAGUUAGCUACCCGCAGCAAAGCCACGCUGCACAGAAGGCGUCUAGGCCGGGUGAGUUAUUGAUCAUACGAGAUAUAAGAUGGAAAAGCUUGCACAUGUCGGGAUUUAUUGCCUCGUGUGUUUGUCUUUCAAUGUGAUAGCUGAGUUUGUUUUGGUGUGAUGAUUGAUUGGAUGAAAAGAAGUUCUGGGUCUAUUGUUUCUUAAAACUAAAAUUCUCUAAACCGGGACGGUUAGGUGAAAGGGGGAGAAAGGUGUGACGAGGACAAUAAAUUGUCUCCCAAUUUAUUUCGUUGUACACUUUUGUUUGUUUUUAAGGAAAUACUGGGAGAAGCUUUUGUGGAACUUUGUCACGAGUGAAUGGUUGUGAGAUGCGUGAUUGUGAAGCAAAAUGUGAACAGUAGAGAUUUAAUAAUUUUUAAAUAAAGUAUAUAAAAUAAAUAAAUAUGAAGGUAUGUAUGGAUACAAACUAAAACCCAGAGUUAGCUGAUGAAAUAGCAGAGACAAGGAAACAAGAAAAACCUAGUUGUUGUUAGUUGUUAAAUAAAUCAAUUGAUUUUGAACGCUAAAAAUAGUCGCUUUUUAGAAGAGAGGUGGUUCUAACGGAAAAGUUGAUUAAAUCAGAAAACAAUACGUUAGUCUGCUACAAUAACACGCUAAAAUACCUAAAAUACCUGCUUGAAGUAAACUUCUUGAGAUUUACAACCCCAUUAAAUAAUCGUCACUUGUAGCAGCUUUUUAUAUUUUUACCAGCGCUGAAGAGUAACAGGUGAUGUGCACUGUUGUAUUUUAAUUUUUUCAAUGGGAGUUCUGUGAUUCUUUCACCGCAUACUAAACAUCGGUUAUGGCGGCGUUCUCGUCUCACACAAGCAACUAUAUGUUCAAUUCGCUUUAUUCGUUGUUCGUCAGUUCAAAUCAGAUCCUAUGAUCUCACUGACUAUCGUAAAAAACAGUAGCCAUAUAGUAAUAUCAGCGCAUCCUCUUCUUAUUUUAGCAAGCAGAGCCUUUAACUUACUUCUUCCUGAGCUUAAGAACCGAAAGCUCGUUUCUCAAUGAGUUUAUCACCAGUACUAAAAUAGGAAGAAAUGCAAGAAAAACACACACACACACAUACGACUAUGAAAUACUAUAGAUUACUACACUACUAGAGUCAACAGGUUAAACAAAGAAACUACUAAAUACAGAAGAAAUUUUAAUCUUAGGCAAAGAAGAAACUAUUCUAAAGCUAAAUGGACGAAGGUCUUUCGAUAAUGUCAUGCCAUACGUCAAAAAAGAAAAAAAGAAAAUAAGAACGAUACAACCAACAAACAGGUACGGUUAUUGGUAGAUAAAACAUUUUUGUUAUAGAUGCAAAACAGACACUCUUUCACAUACACACACAUACCUACACGUAGGCAAGGAUAAAUCCUGCAGUGGUUCACACACUACUAAAUAGAAAUUAAAGUGAAUGAGUUCAACUAAUAGCGAUACAAGAUAAACAGAAUUAGUAAACCAUCCUGUACGUUGCGAUACUGCAGAGGAGUAAGAAUAAACCACAAUGCAAUAUUAGAGAAUUUCUGAACAAGAAA
Molecule: messenger RNA, 3267 nt
Organism: Wyeomyia smithii (pitcher-plant mosquito)
Lineage: Eukaryota; Metazoa; Arthropoda; Insecta; Diptera; Culicidae
Product: dual specificity mitogen-activated protein kinase kinase 4-like
Exons: 5
Coding region: 463-1644 (393 amino acids)
Biological process (GO): protein phosphorylation; MAPK cascade
Molecular function (GO): JUN kinase kinase activity; ATP binding
Source: RefSeq, a predicted model, not a curated record